Messenger RNA from Nyctereutes procyonoides (raccoon dog), 1251 nucleotides. RefSeq names its product TLE family member 7 (gene TLE7). NCBI's taxonomy places the organism in Eukaryota, Metazoa, Chordata, Mammalia, Carnivora, Canidae. Gene Ontology annotation, cellular component: nucleus; transcription regulator complex. The record is from RefSeq and is a predicted model, not a curated record. Bases 1 to 1251 code for a protein of 416 amino acids. Gene Ontology annotation, molecular function: protein binding; transcription corepressor activity. The transcript is spliced from 9 exons. Gene Ontology annotation, biological process: negative regulation of canonical Wnt signaling pathway; regulation of DNA-templated transcription.
AUGCCAGAAAGUUCUGGCAUUUCCCAGGAUGAAGACCAAGCACAGACCCAACCUGAGGGGGUGUAUGGGACCCCCCAGCAGCCUCUUGGGUCCCCGACGCAGCAUGACCCAGUUUAUCAGCAGCAGUGGGUCCUCCAGACUCCAGACAGAUCUGAGCUCCAGGCCAGUUGGCUCUCUGAGGUGGAGCCAGAAGCAGCAGCAGAGCUGAACCCCAGCUUCCCGCCAGGACCCGAAUUUGCAGGUGGGUGUUGGUUUUUCCCUGCAGGCCAGGCUUGCCCUUCGCCUCCGCCCAGUGAAGAAGUCUGGUCACUCCUCAGGGCAAUUCCACCCAUUCCAGAUGAAGUGGUCGUCAGGCAGAGGGUCCCACAGAGGUCCUGGAAGGUUGGCAGGCUCCGCCAUGGAAAGAAAGUCUAUGCCGUUGCCAUUAGCUCAACUCACCAUGUAUACACGUGUGGCCACGGCUACAUUAAGGUGUGGGACAAGAGCGCUCUGUACAGCUGCAACAUGCCCCCGCAGGCCCAGCUGGACCUGCAGGACCGCCAGAACUGUGUCCUCACCUGCAAGCUCUUCCCUGACGAGCGGAGCCUCAUCACUGGGGGUCUGUCCCGGAGCCUGACUCUCUGGGACCUGGCACCCACACCCCGCAUCAGGGCACAGCUGGCCUCCACGGGCCCCAUGUGCUAUUCCCUGGCGCUCUCCUCCAAUGCCCAGAUCUGCUUGGCUUGUUUCAAAGGAUUUGUCGAGAUUUGGGAUUUGCGGAACCAGAUCUUGAUCAGGAAGCAUGAAGUCCCAGAAUAUGGGUCUCGAUGUGUGGACAUCGUGGGCAAUAAGUUCUGGACGGGAGGUGAAGACACCAGACUAUAUUCCUGGGACCUGAGGAGCUACCAGAGGUUACAGCAGCACGAUUUGCAGCAUGAGAUCCUCAGCAUUACCCACGACCCCAGUGAGGAAUGGGUGCUGGUAGGCUUGAGAACAAGUGAUAUCAUAAUCCUCCACACACAUCGGAGAGAGAAGUUCAAGGCAGUCCUUCAUAAAUACGUCAACCACCACAACCUCAAGUUUGCUUCCUGUGGGAGCUAUUUUGUGACCACACUGGACGAGUCGAUCCACUGCAUAGCUGCACCUUCUCUACAAAGGUUGUUUCAGGCAGAGGAGCCUACAGAUAUUCUGUGUUGUGAUGUGUCUUCAGACAACCAGUAUCUGGUCACGGGCUCCAAGAAUAGUGCCACGGUUUACCAGCUCUUGUACUGA